Molecule: messenger RNA, 1385 nt
Organism: Etheostoma spectabile (orangethroat darter)
Lineage: Eukaryota; Metazoa; Chordata; Actinopteri; Perciformes; Percidae
Gene: mif4gdb
Product: MIF4G domain containing b
Exons: 6
Coding region: 592-1272 (226 amino acids)
Biological process (GO): regulation of translational initiation
Cellular component (GO): cytosol
Molecular function (GO): translation activator activity; protein binding; RNA binding
Source: RefSeq, a predicted model, not a curated record
GGCGGGCGGUUGUAGCGUAAAUGUAACGUGUUAAGAAUAAAACUUGACGCUAACGUAAACUCGUCUAUAACGCUAACGUUAGGUUUCUGCACUUCAGAAGACGCACACAAGCUAGAUAAUUAUAUAUAAAUUAACGCUAGUUAUCUAUUAACGUUAGUGUGUUCACAAGAAGACGUAAAACUGUAUUAACGCUUCAUAGUUACUCUCGUUAACCCAGCGAAAAACCCAAAUAACGUUACCCAAGUUGACGUUUUACAUUAGCUAACGUGAGAUGUAGAGUUAAACGCUCUGUGUAGCGCAAGUUACGCAUAUGGCUAAUAUUAUGAUAUUACUAACUUUACCUCACAAUUUAAAAAGAUGCUUUGUUUUUGUGUAACAUCUGUUGGUUUUGUGGUAAGCGGUGGCCUUUUGGUUGACCCGACCGUGCCCAUAUAAUCCCUCCCAUCCCUUAUUGAAUGAGCUUUGGCUCCAGCCAGUUUGAUGACAGUACAGGAUUUUGCCGUCAUUGUUCUGCGGUCUCUGUCUGUAAUAUAUUUUGUGCCAAAGCUGGAUGCAGAACCUCAAUCGUGACAGUCUUAAGGUGUAAUUUGGAUGCUACCAUCUGUAAUGGAAAACACCACUGAUGACUACAAGAUCCAGUCAUUUGACCUGGACACACAGAUGUUGUUGAAAACAGCCUUGAAAGAUCCAAGUUCAGUGAACCUGGAGAAGGUCUCCGAUAUCAUCAUGGAUCAGUCGUUAAAGGACCAGGUGUUCAGCAAAGAAGCUGGACGCAUCUGCUACACCAUUGUGCAGGCUGAGGCCAAGCAGAAUAAUGGAAAUGUGUUCAGGAGAAAUUUGCUGAACCGGCUCCAGCAGGAGUUCAAGAACCGCGAGGAGACAAGGAGGCGCUCGUUGCAGGAGUGGGUGUGCUACGUCACGUUCAUCUGUAACAUCUUCGACUACCUCAAAGUGAACAACAUGCCGAUGGUGGCUCUGGUGCAUCCUGUGUAUGACUGUCUGAUCCGGCUUGCCCAACCAGAUGCUCUAAUGAAUGAGGAGGAGGUGGACUGUCUGGUGGUGCAGUUGCAUCGCAUCGGAGAGCAGCUGGAGACGAUGAACAGCCCACGGAUGGACGAGCUGUUCUUUCUGCUGCGGGACGGCUUCCUGCUACAGGAGGGCCUUACCUCCAUGGCCCGUCUGCUGCUGCUGGAGAUCCUGGAGUUCAGGGCUGGAGGCUGGGUGCUCAGCAGCACCGCCCACAAGUACUACUACAGUGAAAUAGCUGAUUAGGAAUGUUGCGAGGACAUUGGUGCUGGGCAGCUGUGUUUGCAGGUAUGUUAUCCAACCUUCAAGCACCUAAGAUACGUCUCCUUAGGCCCCCCUGAUUAUGAAAAACCAGCAAA